AUCAAUCCCUUAUAUAAUAGUAUAAUUCAUCUCCAUUUUAUCACCAUCUCGUUUCUCUCUCUCCCUCUCUCUCAAACUGAUCAAUCAUCCCUAUAACUCACACUACUUUCAGCAAUGGCGAAAGACCCAGUUAGAGUUUUGGUCACUGGCGCUGCUGGGCAAAUAGGCUAUGCUAUCGUUCCAAUGAUUGCAAGGGGAGUCAUGCUAGGUCCUGAUCAACCUGUAAUUCUCCACUUGCUUGAUAUAGAACCUGCAUAUGAGGCCUUGAAAGGGGUAAAAAUGGAACUUAUAGAUGCUGCCUUUCCUCUGCUAAAAGGAGUUAUUGCUACCACUGAUGCUGUUGAAGCUUGUAUGGGCGUGAAUAUUGCGGUUAUGGUUGGUGGAUUUCCUCGAAAGGAAGGUAUGGAAAGGAAAGAUGUGAUGUCCAAAAAUGUGUCGAUUUACAAGGCUCAGGCUUCAGCCCUGGAGAAGCAUGCUGCUGCAGAUUGCAAGGUGUUAGUGGUGGCAAAUCCAGCAAAUACCAAUGCACUUAUUCUGAAAGAAUUUGCACCUUCAAUCCCAGAGAAAAACAUCACAUGCCUCACACGGCUUGAUCAUAACAGAGCAUUAGGCCAGAUCUCAGAGAGGCUUGAUGUUCAUGUAAGCGAAGUAACGAAUGUCAUCAUAUGGGGAAACCAUUCUUCAACUCAAUAUCCAGAUGUCAAUCACGCAACUGUCCAAACCAGCAGCGGAGAGAAGCCUGUCAGAGAACUUGUUGCUGAUGAUCAAUGGUUAAACGCUGAAUUCAUCACCACAGUUCAGCAACGUGGUGCAGCGAUUAUAAAAGCAAGAAAGCUAUCGAGUGCAUUAUCUGCUGCAAGUGCUGCUUGUGAUCAUAUACGUGACUGGGUUCUUGGAACACCUAAGGGAACAUGGGUUUCUAUGGGAGUGUAUUCUGAUGGAUCUUACGGGAUCCAACCUGGUCUUAUUUACUCCUUCCCUGUUACCUGUGAGAAAGGAAACUGGUCCAUUGUUCAGGGGCUCAAAAUUGACGAGUUUUCUAGGGCGAAGAUGGAUGCAACUGCGAAAGAGCUAAUUGAGGAGAAAUCAUUGGCAUAUUCUUGUCUCAAUUGAGAAAUGCACUCAAAUUUAUCUUAGGAAAAAUAAUGAGAGACUUGUCCAAUAAAUAGUAAUAUAAAUUAAGAGACAAUUAAGGGAGCUUCUGUAUGUAAUUACGCAUAAUUCAUAAUGAAGAGAAAGUUUCAUCUUUCAUUGAAUUUAA
Messenger RNA from Ricinus communis (castor bean), 1261 nucleotides. RefSeq names its product malate dehydrogenase. The transcript has 7 exons. The record is from RefSeq and is a predicted model, not a curated record. Gene Ontology annotation, molecular function: L-malate dehydrogenase (NAD+) activity. Gene Ontology annotation, biological process: oxaloacetate metabolic process; tricarboxylic acid cycle; malate metabolic process. NCBI's taxonomy places the organism in Eukaryota, Viridiplantae, Streptophyta, Magnoliopsida, Malpighiales, Euphorbiaceae. Bases 115 to 1113 code for a protein of 332 amino acids.